This is a messenger RNA of Pediculus humanus corporis (human body louse), 2028 nucleotides long. RefSeq lists its product as uncharacterized. NCBI's taxonomy places the organism in Eukaryota, Metazoa, Arthropoda, Insecta, Psocodea, Pediculidae. Gene Ontology annotation, cellular component: membrane. The transcript is spliced from 10 exons. The coding region runs from base 1 to 2028 and encodes 675 amino acids. The record is from RefSeq and is a predicted model, not a curated record.
AUGGCAUUCGGACCUUUUAUAGCUGAUGUUUUGGUAGCUUUUUUCAUAGCAUCUUCUUUAUUAUAUCGUUAUGGUAAUUGGUAUAGGCACCGUAUUGUAGUUACAUUAGCCGUUUUAGUGGCUUGGUAUUUUUCAUUUUUAAUCAUUUUCAUACUUCCACUGGAUGUAUCAGCAACUGUUUAUAGACAAUAUAAACAAAAGAAUAAUUUAACAGAUUUUCCUGAAAUUCAUUCGAAUAACAGUAUUGAACACAGUUCUAGUCCUAAUGUGAUGUUUCAUAAACCCUGGAGUAAUGUACCUUCAAAUACAUUUCCUAAUUUGUGGAGAAUCGUUUAUUGGACUUCACAAUUUUUAACAUGGAUUAUUUUACCCCUUAUGCAAUCUUAUACUCAAGCUGGCGAUUUCACAGUUCGAGGAAAAUUAAAAAGUGCACUAGUAGACAAUGCAAUAUAUUAUGGAUCAUUCCUUUUCAUAGCAGCAAUAUUAUUGAUUUAUUUAGCUGUAAAACCACACAUGCAACUCGACUGGCAAAAACUUAAAGCCAUUGCUUCUUCUGCUAGUAACACUUGGGGAUUAUUUUUACUAGUCUUACUUUUGGGUUAUGCUUUAGUAGAAGUUCCGAGAACUUUAUGGAAUAAUAGUAAAAAGGGUUACACAUUAGAAUAUUCAUAUUUCAAAGCGGCAGCUUUAAGUCUUGAAAAAGGUGAAGCAGAAGAAAACGUAAACGAGUUGUUGGAAUGUUUGGGUAACAUAGUUAGCAUUGUUAAACCUGGAUAUCCACUUUAUCGUCAAGUAGAGGCAAUUUUAUGUAAAAUACCAAUAGAAUUAAGGGAAAAAAUAUCGAAAAGAGAAUUUCAAGAAAGUGGAAAUCCCAACAACAUUCCGACAGAAAAAACUCUCAUUAGGUUACAUAAACAGAUAAUCAAAGCUUUACAAACGCUUCACAGAACCGAAGCACAAUGGGGUAUUUUAGUUAAUAAAAUUUUCUUAUUGGAAGAUAUAGCUAAAAAUCAAGGAAGUCACGAUAGGAGAUUUAAAUCCGCGUUUCCGGUUAAGAGAAAUAAAUUCGUGAGUUUUUUCUGGACUCCUACCAUAGAAUGGUACUACAGAUGCGUUUUACAUUCGUGGUUGCUUAAAGUUCUUUCCGUCAUAACGGGUCUCCUUUCGAUCAUGGUCGUUUGGUCGGAAGUGACGUUUUUCAACGAGAAACCCGUUCUCUCUCUUUUUGCCGUUUUUCUAAACAUGACAAUUGAAAAUUACGAUUAUCUCACGAUGGAAUUACUAUCGACUUGUUUCAUGGCUUACCUUUGCUAUUGCGCAUAUUCGACGAUAUUACAAAUUAAAUUUUUAAACAAGUACUACAUAGCACCCAAUCAUCAAACGGACGAAUUCAGUUUGAUAUUUUCCGGAAUGAUGUUGUGCCGUUUGACCCCUCCCCUCUGUUUGAAUUUUCUCGGAUUGAUACACAUGGACAAUCACAUAAUCAAAACGCCAUUCAUGGAAACAUCAUACACUCAGAUAAUGGGUCACAUGGAUGUAAUAUCCAUAAUAUCCGACGGUUUCAACAUAUAUUUUCCAAUGCUCAUGCUUCUUUUUUGCUUCGCGACUUAUUUCAGUCUCGGAAGUAGAUUUUUAUCCUUUCUAGGAUUUCAACAAUUCAUGGGUGAUGACGAACUCACGACGGAUCUCGUAGACGAAGGAAGAGAACUCAUCAAAAGAGAGAAAAGAAGAAGACAGAGAAUGGAAGAAACCGAAACGAGACGACGGGAAUUCAACGAAAGAUUUCUCGGUAAUAAUACGAAUGCGAGAAAUCGUUCCAGGUACCAACAGGAUUCUGAUAGAGGAGGGAGAUCAGACAGGAGAGACGAUUCCUCCGAUUCCGCCAGAGCCGUUUUAUUAGGCGAUUCCGAUCAGUUUGAUUAUUACGUACAACCAUCGGAUGAUUCCCUAAGGAAUCAAUUCAAUCGAGAUUUCGAGACGAGAGAUCGAGUCGGAAGAUUACCAAAAGGUUUUUUCGAUGACGUAUAA